Molecule: messenger RNA, 3446 nt
Organism: Nomia melanderi (Alkali bee)
Lineage: Eukaryota; Metazoa; Arthropoda; Insecta; Hymenoptera; Halictidae
Gene: Mcm6
Product: minichromosome maintenance 6
Biological process (GO): mitotic DNA replication; DNA replication initiation; double-strand break repair via break-induced replication
Cellular component (GO): nucleus; MCM complex
Molecular function (GO): single-stranded 3'-5' DNA helicase activity; ATP binding; single-stranded DNA binding
Source: RefSeq, a predicted model, not a curated record
CUCUAGUGAGGUAGUGAGUAAAGCUGUUGUGAGAGUUGUGUACCUUCACCCCAGAUGGCAGUAGAGUAAGAAUUGCGACGAGCACGCUGACUUCCGACUGAGUCGAGGAAUUAUCUCUUUGCUCAGCGCCCUCGAACCGUCAAAAUGUGAGACACGCAACACAGUUUUAUUUUACUGCGUACCACCUAGUUCUUUCUGCUCGACUCAUCCCAACACUAGUUACUAGGGAAGUAAGAUAGACACUUCUGUUAUAAAACAUGUUUAUGAUUGUAGCGACAUGCAAACAUGCCUGCAAUAAAUUCCCGCCAAAUUCUUCUCGUCUGUUUUGACAAACGCUAAUAUUGAAUAACUUUUGUACAUACAAAUUGAAUUUGCCGAUAAUUAAAGAAUGGAUACCGGUAAUACUCAAACUGCUCGUAUACGUGUACCUGAUGAAGUUGGAAUUAAAUGUCAGAAAUUGUUCCAAGAUUUUUUAGAAGAGUUUAAAGAAGAUGGAGUUGUAAAAUAUCUUGCCCCAGCAAAAGAGCUUGUAAGUCCAGAGCAUAGUACAUUAGAAGUGACUUUUGACGAUGUAGAUGAAUACAAUCAAGUACUUUCAACAACUAUAGUUGAAGAAUAUUACAGAGUUUACCCAUAUCUGUGUCAGGCGGUAUAUAAUUUUGUUAGAGAUGUAUCAGACUUAAGGAAAGAAAAAGAAUGUUAUGUAAGUUUUAUAGAAGUACCAACUAGGCAAAAAUUAAGAGAAUUAAAUGCAUCAAAAUUGGGUACACUUAUACGCAUAUCUGGACAAGUAAUACGAACACAUCCUGUUCAUCCAGAAUUAGUAAAUGGAACAUUUGUUUGCAUGGAUUGUAAUACAGUCAUAAAAAAUGUUGAACAACAAUUUAAGUUCACAAAUCCAACAAUUUGUCACAAUCCAGUUUGUAGUAAUAGACGACGUUUUAUGCUAGAUGUAGAUAACUCAGUAUUUGUAGAUUUUCAAAAAGUCAGAGUACAAGAAACUCAAGCAGAAUUACCUAAGGGCUGUAUUCCACGCUCACUCGAAGUAAUUUUAAGAUCUGAAGCAGUAGAAACUAUACAAGCAGGGGAUAGAUAUGACUUUACAGGAACUGUGAUAGUUGUACCAGAUGUUGGAGUUCUUUCCCUUCCUGGUAUAAAAGCAGAUGUUAGCGCAAGACGUCAAAAACGAACUGCUGAACAAGGGGAAGGAGUAACAGGCCUAAAAGCAUUAGGAACUAGAGAACUGACAUAUAAGACUGCCUUUCUGGCAUGUAGUGUUACACCAACAAGCUUCAGGUUUGGUGGAACGGAAGCAAACAUGGAAGAAAUAUCACAAGAAAUGAUGAAAAAGCGAAUGACAGAGGCAGAGUGGAAUCGUAUAUAUGAAAUGAGUCGUGAUAAGAAUCUUUAUCAGAAUCUCGUUAAUAGCUUAUUUUCUUCGGUACACGGCAAUGAUGAAGUUAAGAAAGGGAUUACCUUAAUGCUAUUUGGUGGAGUUCCAAAGACAACAUUAGAAGGCACAUCAUUACGAGGAGACAUAAAUUGUUGUAUUGUUGGUGACCCUAGUACAGCAAAAUCUCAAUUCUUAAAAAGUGUUACUGAAAUUACUCCGAGAGCAAUUUACACUUCAGGAAAAGCAUCUUCAGCAGCUGGUUUAACAGCUGCUGUAGUAAGAGACGAAGAGUCUCCUGAUUUUGUUAUAGAAGCUGGUGCUUUAAUGCUCGCAGAUCAAGGUAUUUGUUGCAUAGAUGAAUUUGAUAAAAUGGAACCCAAGGAUCAAGUGGCGAUACACGAAGCUAUGGAACAGCAAACAAUUUCAUUAGCUAAGGCUGGUGUUAGAGCAACUCUAAAUGCUCGUACAUCGAUAUUAGCUGCAGCAAAUCCUGUUGGUGGACGAUAUGAUAGAAAGAAAUCAUUACAACAAAAUGUUCAAUUAACAGCUCCUAUUAUGUCUAGAUUUGAUUUAUUUUUCAUAAUAAUUGAUGAAUGUAACGAAAUUGUGGACAAUGCAAUUGCCAAAAGAAUAAUUGAUUUACAUUGUGAUAAUUUUCAAGAUUUUGAAACUGUAUACUCACAAUCCGAGAUUGUGAGGUAUAUUAAUUUUGCUAAACAUUUUAAACCUCUGUUAAACCAGGAAGCUGCAGAUUUCUUAAUUGAUAGUUAUACAACACUUAGACAGAGGACUGGUACUGGUUCUGGAAAAUGGAGAGUUACUGUUCGACAAUUAGAAAGUCUUAUUAGGUUAUCAGAAGCUAUGGCUAAAUUAGAAUGUUCAGAUGAAGUUACAGUAAGGCACGUCAAAGAGGCGAAACGUUUAUUAAGUAAAAGUAUUGUUACUGUUGAACAACCAGACAUAGAUCUAGAAGAAAACGAAGAUGAAAAUAUGGAUGUCAAUACAGAUGAUGCUCCACCACUUAUGGCUGCUCUAAAUGCAUUAGAUAGUACUGACGAUAACACAACUAAUGCACAAGAAACACAGGACCUACACAAAAAAAAGUUAACAAUGUCUUUUGAAGAAUACAAGAAUUUAUCUAAUAUGUUAAUAUUGUAUAUGAGAAAUGAAGAAACUCGCGCUGAAACAUUACCUACAGCCGACACCAAAGGCGGGUUAAGAAAAACAGAAUUAGUGGCUUGGUACCUCGAUCAAAUACAGGACCAAAUAGAUUCAGAAGAAGAGUUACUAGAAAGAAAAAAUUUCAUUGAAAAAAUUAUCGAUAGAUUAACGUAUCAUGAUCAAAUUAUAAUACCCCUUCACACUGGUCUUAAAGGAAAAGAUGAAGAAGACGACGAUGAUCUUUUACUUGUUGUACACCCUAAUUACAUUAUUGAUGUUUAAACUGUAACACUAAGGUUUUUCAAAAAUAAUAGCAAAUAGAGGUAAAGUGAAAAUAAAAUAAUGUUUAUUAUCUGAUUAGUAAAAAAUUCUUUCUGUCUUAUAGCAAUAAAAAAACUGAAAAAUAUGAUAUCACAAUAUGUGCAUUUUUCUGUAUAAUAAAAUGAAAUUUUAUCUUUACUUGCUAUGCUUUCAAUUCUGAAGUUACUCAAAUUAAUUUAAAAAAGAAAUGAAUGAGCGCUACUACUUUAAGUACAUAGUACUUCAGCAUUUUUUUUAUGUGUUAAUUAUCAUUUUUUUCUUGAAUUGUUAUUUCAUUGAGAGGAUUAAUUAACUGGGAAGGAUGACCAAUUUGUUUAUUGGUGUGAUUGUUAAAAAUAGUUGAAGAGCAAUAAGCAAUUAUAUCUCUAUGUGUAAUGUUUAGGUGUGUAAUUCUAGCAGUUCAAGGUUAUUUCUCAAGUUUACUGUUGACCACAGAAUUUUGUUUAACAUGGAAUCUUAGUCCCUGGUUGUUACAACUCAUAGUUGAUGGUUCUGAAUAUGGUAUUGGGUGAGACUUGUGUAUUACUAUAACUGAUCGGUCGUAAGACAUUCUGCAAAUUUGUAGAUCAUG